AUUGCAGAGAGUGAAGGACACACUCCGAGAUCAAAUGGCUGCCUCCAAGUUCUUCCAUUCUGAUGAAAUCAUUGGACUACAAUCUGAUUAUAAGACUGGUGGAUUAGGAGCCAUUCUAUCUCAGAUAAGGAAUAAAUGUAGUCACUUAGACGAGGUACAGGUUAACAUUGCAGUGGCAGGUGAAGCAGGCUCAGGGAAAUCCACCUUUAUCAAUGCCAUAAGAAAUCUUCAGAGCAACGCUCAGGGAGCUGCUCCGACUGGUCACUGUGAGACCACAACUGAGCCAACCAUGUAUCCCUAUCCACAUCUCCCCAAUGUUCAGCUCUGGGACCUUCCAGCAGUAAAUAGCUGUGGUUUGGGAAUGAAGCGUUAUCUGGAGCUGGUAAAGUUUGAGAGCUACGACUUCUUCAUCAUUGUGGCUCAGGCUCGCUUCAGGGAAAAUGAUGCUGAACUGGCCAAGAAGGUCCAGGAGCAGGGCAAACUGUGCUUCUAUGUCCGAUGUAAAAUAGACAAUGAUCUGCACUCACUGGCAAUGGAAGGAGCUGAGUUUACAGAAGAUGAAGAGAUGAAGACAAUCCGGAUGGACUGUGUGGCCAACUUCCAAUACACUAACAUUAAAAUACCCCCAUUUUUCUGA
Molecule: messenger RNA, 637 nt
Organism: Callorhinchus milii (elephant shark)
Lineage: Eukaryota; Metazoa; Chordata; Chondrichthyes; Chimaeriformes; Callorhinchidae
Product: T-cell-specific guanine nucleotide triphosphate-binding protein 2-like
Exons: 2
Coding region: 35-637 (200 amino acids)
Cellular component (GO): membrane
Molecular function (GO): GTP binding
Source: RefSeq, a predicted model, not a curated record